Molecule: messenger RNA, 1760 nt
Organism: Eruca vesicaria subsp. sativa (arugula)
Lineage: Eukaryota; Viridiplantae; Streptophyta; Magnoliopsida; Brassicales; Brassicaceae
Source: the annotation of a GenBank genome assembly
CCCAACUCUCUCUCUCUACUCCCUCUUUUCAUGGUGAGGACCCAACCCUCUCUCUCUCUUCUAUCUAUCCCCAUUGCCUUGGAAGCAAGGAGAUGUGUUCAUUUAUCUCCACCUCUCUCUACAGCGUUACAUGAACAGUGACUGCUCUCUGUUUCCCUUUUUUUUUUCUUCUUCUUAUUCCCUUAGCUUAGUUCUUCUGAAAAAAACUAUCUCGUCACCUAUACCGCUCUAAACUUUCAGAUCAGGUCACACACACACACACUCUCUCUUUGAUGGAAUCUGAGCCAAUCAGUAGAAUCAAGAAAAGUUACUCAAAUCUCAGGGAGGAAAGAUUUGGUUUCUAAGAAUCAAGAAUUUAGUUUCUUCUUUGUUACUCCAUGGCCUCCAAAACUUCUGAAGGAUCACUUACCAACUCAAGUCAAAGUAUGUCAGUGAACACUUUAGCAGAUCAAGUAUCUUCAAGUCUGUCUUUCACUGAUCCAAGUAACGACAGCAAAACUAAUAAUAAUAAGAAGAAGAGCGAGCAAGGUGAGAGCGGGAAGAGCAGCACAUGUAGACCGAGCACGAGCAGUGAUAUAAGCGAUGAGAGCACUUGUAGCAGCUUUAGCAGCAGCAUCAACAAACCUCACAAGGCCAACGAUGUGAGAUGGGAAGCUAUUCAAGCUGUUAGAACUAAACACGGUGGUUUGGGUUUGAACCAUUUUAGGCUCUUGAAGAGGUUAGGAUGUGGUGACAUAGGAACUGUUCAUCUCGCUGAGUUGAAUGGAACUAGGUGUUACUUUGCGAUGAAGGUUAUGGAUAAAACAGCUUUAGCUAGCAGGAAGAAGCUUCUUAGAGCUCAGACCGAGAGAGAGAUAUUACAGUGUCUUGAUCACCCGUUUCUUCCGACAUUGUAUAGUCAUUUUGAGACAGAGAAGUUUUCUUGUUUGGUUAUGGAGUUUUGUCCUGGUGGUGAUUUGCAUACACUGAGACAGAGACAACCAGGGAAACGCUUCACUGAGCAAGCAGCAAAGUUUUAUGUAGCAGAGGUACUUCUAGCAAUGGAGUAUCUACACAUGCUUGGGAUCAUUUACCGUGAUCUGAAACCAGAGAAUGUUCUUGUGAGAGAUGAUGGACACGUGAUGCUUUCAGACUUUGAUCUCUCCCUGAGAUGUACUGUGAGUCUCUCCAUAGUCAGAUCAACCAAUCUUGGCUCCGAAGGCUUGUCAAAGAACUCAGUUUCUUGCUCACAACAACCCGCUUGCAUCCAGCAGCCAUCUUGCAUCUCAAUGGCUCCAACAUCUUGCUUUGGUCCUCGGUUCUUCUCAUCCAAGUCCAAGAAAGACAAGAAACCCAAAACAGACAACGGGAACCACCAAGUAACACCGUUACCAGAGCUUGUUGCAGAGCCAACAAGCGCACGUUCAAUGUCUUUCGUGGGGACACACGAGUACUUAGCUCCAGAGAUCAUCAAAGGUGAAGGACAUGGAAGUGCGGUUGAUUGGUGGACCUUUGGGAUCUUUCUUUACGAGUUGCUGUUUGGUAAAACACCGUUUAAAGGGUCAGGAAAUAGGGCUACGCUGUUCAAUGUGGUUGGUCAGCCCUUGAGGUUCCCUGAGUCUCCGGUUGUUAGCUUUGCAGCAAGAGAUUUGAUAAGGAGUUUGCUUGUGAAGGAGCCACAACAUAGGUUAGCUUAUAAGCGUGGAGCAACAGAGAUUAAGCAGCAUUCUUUCUUUAAAGGAGUGAAUUGGGCUUUGGUUAGGUGUGCUAGUCCCACCUGA